UAGUCAGCUUAAGUCUCAUUUACAACAAAUGAGAUAGUAAACAAGAAUAGUAUCCAUUCUAAUCAAUUGACUAUUUUUCUUUCCAGGAAUCAAAUCUUUCAAAGCUGCUAAAACACCUAGAGACGUUGAUAGGAAGCUAUGUGCAUUUCUUCCCUCUUCUGCCAAAGGCUGGAUAAGCUUUGAUGGUGCCAACGUACUCUUAAGUCUGGUUAGGUCUCUCAGAAGGCACAGCUAAAGAGUCCAGGGAACAGAACCGUCCGUGUACUAUGCAGUUGAGCAGAUAUCCAGGUUCCUGUUUCACACCCAUCUCAACGGUAUCAGAAUGUCUUCCAGACUUCUUACUGAUAACAAAUAUUAGAAAACAAGACUAGCAUCUGUCAAAUGGGGCUCCCUCUCCAUUUCUCUCUACACACCUUUCCUUUGGGGGGAGAAGAAGAGGAGAAUAGCAUGAAAAGUGCAAAAUGUUUCAAAUUCCUGUUCAAAAUCUUGAUAAUAUCAGGAAGGCUCGAAAAAAGGUGAAGGGCAUUCUUGUGGAUCUUGGGCUUGACAGCUGCAGGGAGUUGUUGAAGAUCUUUAUGGCGGGGUCUUUACUUGAAGGAUUGCUCAUGACUGACUCCUCAUAUGCCAGGGCUGGGUGUAUUGGAGGCCGAAUUGAGCCUAAGCAGGAAGGACUGGCAAAAGCACCCCACUGUGACUGGCCCAGAGGCUCUGUGCAUCCUUGGCACAGACUGCCUCAGGAGAGGGUAUUUCAAGGAGCCAAAAGGGUGUACUGGUGGGCUUUUGGCAGAGCUGCCUUGGAGACAGAGGAAAUGAAACAGCUGUCUGCUUUUCCAGGUCUCUCAGAGGACCCCUCUGUUGUGGGGUUGCUGAGGGUUGAAGAGCAACAGGUGCCAAUUGCUACUACAGCGGCGCACCAGUGGCAAUAUUGCACCAGCUGCAGGUCCCUGAUGCCUGUCCAUAGACUCAUUCAUCAACUGGAGAGCCGAGGAGUGAUCAGCAAGACUCACUCACCCUUUCGCAGUCUCAUAUGGCCAGUGUGGAGGUCUGAUGGCGAGUGUAGACUAACAGUGGACUGCUGCAGCCUGAAGGAAGUCCUGCCACCACUGAGUGCUGCCAUGCCAGACAUGCUAGAAGUUCAGUACGAACUGGAGUCAAAGGCAGCCAAGUGCAUUGGAGGUGGAAGGCUGCUGUACGGAGUCCUCCUGUGCAACAAGCUGCAGAAACUGCUGCACAGAGAAGUUUCUAAGUGGAUGUUUUUGUUUUGUUUGCAGAGAUACAGAACAAAGCCGUACUGCUGUAGCUUAUGCAAGUUCUCGUCAAAAUUGCUUACUUCAUUCAAGAAUCACUUGCACCGUUACCAUGAGGAUGAAAUGGACCAAGAGCUGGUGGUUCCUUGCCCAAAAUGUGCAUUUGCUUCUGAUCCCAAAAUAGUGGGAAAACAUAUCCGGAUGUUUCAUUCAUCUAAUAAAAGAAUACAGAACUAUACAGUCAGCAUUUUGGAUGGCAUGAAACAAUUCAGGAGUGACAUCAUAAACUUUACAUGUCUAAAAUGUCACUUUACAGACACACUGUAUUACAAUAUGAAGAAACACGUGCUGAUGAACCAUUUUCAAAACUUAAUAAGUACAUAUUUUGGCCAGAAACCUGAUGAAAGUAAAGAGAAUUCUAUUGAGCACUACUGUAAAAAAUGUAAUGCUUCUGCAAACAGCCAAGAUUCUUUAAUGUAUCAUGUCUUGACAGCUGAAACACACCGAGACCUGGAGAACAAACUUCGGUCUGUGAUUUCAGAACACAUUAAGAAACCAGGACUUGUGAAACAAGGGGCUGCCCCUGCCCCAGCGGGUUCCGUCACAGCUCCGGCUUGCAUCCAGCUUGCAUUUCCACAGAAUAAUCAAAACCACAGUGUGGUGCAGCCAAAAGCGGUUCAAAACACAGUCAGAUCACUGACUGUUCCAAGUGCCUCUGGUAGCCUUCCACAUACGACUUCUGCUCCGGUUGUUACCCCCUCGCACGUUAGUCUUGUAUCUAGUAAUCUCCCUGCAGGUCAGAAUAACGUUAAUAUACAGCCAUCGCCUUCCCAGCCUAUCAUUGUUUCCCAUAGGCUCCCAGUUAAUCAGCCUGUGAUGGCUGGAGCCAUUCCUCUUAACCAUUCUCUUGGGACUGUCAAUAGAACCGUGGCCCCCGCAGUUCUUCCUGUUAAUCAGCCUGUCACGCCUGGGCUCUUCCCUGUUAAUCAACCCAUUGGUACUAUAAAUGGUCCGGUUGCAGCUGGAACGCUACCUGUUACUCAACCUGUCAGCCCUGUGAAUCAACCGGCUGCACCAGGAGUCCUCCCUGUGAAUCAGCCAGUUGCUCCAGGAGUUCUCUCUGUCAACCAGUCACUGGGGAAUGUGAAUAGACCCAUUGGUCCCAGGGUCCUUCCUGUGGCCCAGACAGUUGCAUCGGGGAUGCUCCAGCUUAACCAGCCUGUUGCCUCUGGGGUUGUUCCUGUCAGACAGCCUGUCAGACCUGGGUUUCUUCAGCUUAAUCAACCUGUUGCCCCAGCCGUUAUCCUAGUAAAUCAGCCAGUCCAACCAGCAGUUUCUCAAAAUGCUUUUUUGACUGCAGGUUCUCUACUUAGGCAGUUGAUUCCAACUGGUAAGCAGGUUAACGGGAUACCUACGUACACACUUGCCCCGGUUUCGGUUACGUUGCCUGUACCUCCUGGUGGUGGAGUAGCAACUGUUGCGCCACCACAAGUGCCCAACCAACUGAUGCAGUCUGGGACAGUAUCUCAGUUGUCCCAGUCACCGGCUAGUGCACCCUCUCCUCCGGUGGUUUUAACGUCGCAGAAUAUGUCGUUGCAAGCCUCCCCCCUUGGUCCUGAAACAAGUCAGGCUGUCAGGCAGGCUAAGCAGUGGAAGACUUGCCCUGUCUGCAAUGAGCUUUUCCCAUCAAAUGUCUACCAGGUGCACAUGGAGGUGGCCCACAAACACGGUGAAGUAAAAAUGGAGGAAACCCCGGAACCUGACAAACUUGCAGCUUGCGCACCCUUUCUAAGGUGGAUGACAGAAAAGACAGUCCGGUGUUUCUCUUGUAAAUGUUUUCUCUGUGAGGAAGAGCUCAUGAAACAUCUCUUGAUGCAUGGCUUAGCUUGCUUGUUUUGCACAGUUACUUUCCAUGACUUAAAAAGUCUCGUGGAGCACAAUAAAGCUACACACAAUGGGAAAAAGCAGUUACAUGCAGAUUACAGCAACAGAGGAUUUCAACUAGGUAACGAUGCUCAGGGUGACCUUGUAUUUCCACACUUUGAUUUCAGUACAGUGUUACCAAAAGAAGACAUUGGUGAAAGAGAAGUACAUUUGGCAGUGCUUGCUGGCCUCAAUUCAAGGACGCUUGUCCCUGUUUACAUCAAAGUGAAACCUCAGACAGCAGAAGUGAACAAUAGAUGCAACAAAAAAGUGCUAACCUGUCCCUUCUGCUUUGGUACGUUUGUUAGUAAAGAAACCUAUGAAAUGCAUUUGAAAGAGCGGCAUCACAUAAUGCCAACUGUACAUACAAUUCUAAAGUCUCCUGCUUUCAAGUGCAUCCACUGUUGUGGUGUGUACACUGGAAAUAUGACUCUAACAGCUAUUGCUGUACACUUGCUCCGUUGUAGAAGUGCUCCCAAAGACAGCAACUCAAGUGUGAAGAUGCAGCUUGAGCGUACUGAGAAGAAAGAGCUACUGUUUGUGAAUGGUGAAAAGCAUGAUUCUGUGAUACAGAAAAGAAAGCAAUUGGAUUCCUGCUUUAUUGCAGAAGACCAAAGGAAUAGGGAACAGCAGCCUCUGGGCUUAAGUACUGGCAUAGCUUUAUCUCCAGAAAAAGAAGUGAAUUCAGGGGUAGUGCCUUUCAAGCGACAAAAGAUUAAUACUAGGACUGAAAUGAAGAAGCUUCCCUCUAGUGAGGAUCUUCGCAUUCUAGCAGUAGAUCCUAAACAUUAUGAUCACAAUUCAUAUGAGGCUCAAAAACAGUUUUUGACAGACUACUUUAAUGAGAGGCCAUAUCCUUCUAAAAAAGAGAUGGAGUUGCUUUCCUCGCUGCUAUAUGCCUGGAAAAUUGAUGUUGCAUCGUUCUUUGGAAAAAGGAGAAAUACAUGCUUAAAGUCGAUAAACAAUCUCAAACCAUCUGUGCUGUUGGGUUUCAGUAUGUCUGAACUAAAAAACAUUAAGCACAGUUUGAAUAUAAAUGAUGACCCAUUAGAUAUGUAAACAAGCUUUUUAUAACAGCUAAACGCAAUCCAUAAUUGCAGACUUACGAUUUAGCAGUUUAUUGUAUUACUUGUUUUAACUUCCAGACUGGCCUGUUGAAGGGUGCAGUAGUACAAAAAGUCUCGUUCAGUUGUGACUGUUAUUGUGAAAGGCACACGUAGUUGUGUAUUUGAAAAAGCUAAAGCCUUCAGACUUACACAUCUGGAAUUUGUUUUAGCUUUUUACUUUUUCUGGAGUAGUGGUUUUUGGGGUUGUUUUGUUCUGUUUCCCUUUUUUCCCCUCCAGGCUCCCAUUACUCUUUUUAUACCACCAUGUAAAACAUUUGUCCUGUUAAAAACAAAUUUUAUUUUAUUUUUCUGCAAUGCCGUCAUCUUUUCUAAACAAUAAAAUGUAUAAUGUUGGUUAAAAUACUGAGGUAAACUAUGUGAGAAACAUCUAUUUGAUUAUUUGUGUUUUAAAGUCCUCCUGUUUUUUUAACCUAUUUUUGUUUUACUUACUGAAGAAGUGAUUGUAGCCUUUACAUCCAUUGCCCCUUCAAAUUCCUAGUGCACUGGUAGCAAUAAAAUACAUGGCAAUCUUUUUUUUCCUCAAUCAAAAUACCUGUGCCAGUUAAGUCUGGUAGUAUCUAAGUUAAGACUUGUAGUAUCUAACUAGUAUUAACAUGGUGGGGAUUGAGGAGCUUGGGGGUGCCUGUUGAAGUGUUAACAAUGAACUGAAUUGAAGUGGUUGUGUUAUUAUCUGUUAAAUAGAUCUUGCUAACCAGAAGUGUUUAUUCUUUUUGUUGGUCUUGAAGCCUGGUUGUUUAAAUACCUAUUGUUCAAAGCCCUGGUAGCAGCAUUUGGUUUCUUUUUCAAAAAGCAAAACUGUUUCGGAGAGUGUCAGAUUGCUUUGGUACAUGGAACAUACGACUUCUGUGCUCAUUACUUAUCUGUAGAAGCCCUAUCCAAGUAUCACCAAAGUUUGCUGAAAAAUCCGAUUCUUAUUUUAAAUUGCUGUCGCAUAAGGUAGUAACUGAGCAGUGCCUCCUCCCCAGCAAAUGAAAUACGUGGCUUGAAGUCCUUUGAGUCAGAAAUUGUACAAACUGGAACUGGUUGAAUUGGAAGCAUCAAGACUUCAAACUGUUGAGCACCUGAACCGGUGAUACUCAUGUAGUGGUUGUUUUUUAUUGUCCUAUAGAGAGCAGAAGAGUAGUACAAAACCCGAAUAGGCUGUCUUGUUCAAUAUGAACUGGCAUCCCUAUUACAGAUUACAAAAAAGCUGUUGGGAAGGUUCACCUGAGUUGAGGAAUGAACUAUAGUACUCGGGGGCCACAUGGCAGCCUUGUUUAGUACUGUCCUUUCUUUCUGGAUAUGCUUGGUUUCAUCUGGCUUGUCAAACAGUGCCUCCAGCAUUCACUAACAGCCAGUUAUAUCAUAAAUAACCUAUCAUAUGUAUUCCUCCUCUUCAUCCCCCUCUCCCCACCCUUCUUUCCCAGAAGAAAAAAAAGAGCAGGCUCUUCUGUCAAUUCACUUGUGCUAGUGUUAACAAGGAAAGGGUCAUAUGCCCAAGCUUAUUUCUAUUUAAGUAGUAAGCAUACCUUUGCCCUGUGCAAUAGUUCUUAAAGCAGAUACAGAAUUGGUUUUUGUGCUGUUUCUAAAAGGGUGUGAUAUUUUUAGCAGAAUUUGUUGACUGUCCACCUGAGGGUUCUAUAAGCUCUUUGAAAUUCUAUUUUGGAUACAAUCUUGAUAUUUUCAUAUUGAUAACUUCAAAAAAAUUCUAAUUUAUAUGUAACAUACAGUUAACUUAAACUGAGAGAAUCUGCUGUUUGGAAAAGCCUAGUCAUUUAAUAGCAGUGUUGAACAAACAUAAGCACCAUUUAUGGGAUCGUCUGCACAUCCCGCCCCAGAGAGUGGCAGUGAGUAAGAAGCGGUGUGUUCUUAUAGCCUAACAAGAGCUUGUUAGAAAUAAAUUUUUAAAAAAGGUAUUUGGGGAUAGCACAGGUCAUGAACCAGUUUGAAGGGCUCUGAGUGAGGAAGAGGGAUGCUCUCUAGAAGUUCUGAAAGCUAGGUGCUGAUUUGCACUCUUAAAACCUUGAUACUGUGAGUCCUAUCAUCUUUGGGUAGUUCUGCUGGCACCGGUGAAACUCCAGCAGGGAGUAUUUGGCAGCAUGUAUUUGGGGAAGGCCUGCCAUGAACUGUGGAGAUUGUUCCUGAGGUAACAGUGUGGCUUGGAGUGGCAAGCUGGGAAGUCAUUUCAGGGUUCAUCCGUGCUUGGGGCACCAAGGGAGCAGUCCAGACUUACCAGAGUUUUCCCAUGUAGUGCCCUGGGGUGAUGUUGAGCAUUUUAUUUAUUGGACUUCAAUUUCACAAAUAAACCGGCUUUCUAACUUUCUUAGGUGUGUGUGCAAAUGAUUACCUAUCCUCUCCCCUUCCCCCCCCUUUCCCCUCCCGCCCUUUUAAUAUAUUCAGGGAACUUGAUGUGAGUUUCUUUUGGUGCAAAAUAAGACACAAAAGGAAAGUAAGGCCUAGACUAGAUCCAGAUGCCUUAGGUAGACCUUGGUGCGUUACAGUAAUACCAUGUAUUAUCUCAAAUACUGACAGCUGUGUGUUUUCUUAGAGACUGAUGUUCUUAAAUCUCGAUACUAAUUUGCUACCACUAAAUGCCCCUGCGGUUACUAAAUGAGGACUGUAGAAACAAACAGAAAACGGAUGAAUUUUGAAAUGUGAAAGGAGUGACUGAGACACAGCAUGGUCGUGGUUUUCAGAAAAGCCACAGAGCCUGAAAACAGCCAAGUUACAUCAGUGGCUUAACUAAAUUAGGCUUUUGCUGUAGGCUUCUCACGUGCAAAGUAAUUCGGUUAGGAAGUGUCAGUCUGGAAGGAUACUGCUGCCCCUGCCUAGGGCUACUUGUGGGCAGUGUGACAAAUGCCCCUCUGGCACUUCCCUGUGGACAGAGCCUAAUGCUCUGGGUGCGUGCUGGUGGGGAAAACAAAUCUACCAAAGGAGGUGCCCUCUGCACCAGACUUUCUGAAUGCGAGUCCUUAAAGCACGUGGAUGAAGCUCUGGUCCACUGUAGAAGUCCGGUUUGGGAAGAAUGCUGUUUGGUUUGCAGGAUGAUUGUAGCAAGUACUUGUUCCUCAUGGGAAUAAAAAAAAACCCUACAGGUAUACUGCUUCUGAAAUGUAUUGGUCUGGAGAAGUCUCUCUGUUCAAGAAAUAUUUUGUCAUGGUGUCUUGAGUUUUUAGGCAGAAAAAUUGUGCUUGUGAAAUAGUGUGAUAACUUACUAUUUUAACUAUGUAGUAGGAAGGAUUAUUAUUAUAAUGUGACUCAGUCAUGUUUCUUCUGUAUAUAUUCACGUGCUGGGAGUUCAGAUUGUUUGGUAAACUGGCGUUUUGGACAAAACCCCAAACACCCUUGUGAUUGGUUUUCAGUAUUGUGUUCUUGUGUAGAAUACUACAGUUCACCAUCACAUCAAACUUUUUUUCCCCCUUCACUCUUUUAAGUUGUUAAGGAAAACUUAGGGGCUUAUUUAAGUAGCUGUUAAAUACAAUUUUGGGUGUGCAAUUCCCAAUAAAUAAUUCUACUGCAGCUGGCUGUGCCAUUUUCAAACACACCUUUGUCAAACUUAACUGUGGGCACAUUUUUCUAGGAAAGAAACAUGAUGCGAAGUAGCAAAAUACAGAUACAUGGAUAAAAAAGCUGCAGUCUAAUAGCAAGGGGAAAAAAAA
Molecule: messenger RNA, 7935 nt
Organism: Egretta garzetta (little egret)
Lineage: Eukaryota; Metazoa; Chordata; Aves; Pelecaniformes; Ardeidae
Gene: ADNP2
Product: ADNP homeobox 2
Biological process (GO): regulation of gene expression
Cellular component (GO): nucleus
Molecular function (GO): DNA binding
Source: RefSeq, a predicted model, not a curated record